AUGAAGAAUACAAGUUCAAAUGAUGUCAGACAAUUAACCACAGUUGCACACUUGAUGACAACAGAGAGAAGGUGGAAUGCACCGCUUAUAUGGAGAUGCUUCCAGGAGCAAGAAGCAAAGUUAAUCAUGGCUACGCAUAUACCAAGUGACUGUGUCCAGGAUACCUAUCAGUGGGAGUACACAAAGAAUGGUAAAUAUACUUUUAAAUCAGGUUACUGGCACAUCCAGAGCAAGACCAACGCCCCCCCUUUAGGCACUGAUAAAUUCUGGGCGAACAUGUGGCGUUCGAGCCUUCUCCCUAGAUGGAAGCACUUUGUUUGGAAGCUCAUCCACAGAGCCCUCCCUACAAAAACAAACUUAUGCAAAAGGGGGAUCGAUAUCGAAGUGACAUGCCCCUUCUGUAAGGGUCAAACGGAAACGGACUUACAUAUUUUUCGACUUUGCCCAACUGCGCAAAUGGUUUGGCGAGCAAGCCCAUUGGGCAUUGUUUCCGAGUCUCAGGCUAUGGUCCCUAUGCAAACUUGGUUGAGAAACUUCCUCAAUCUUUUCUUCAACCAAGACGGGAAAGACGAUUCAAGAGCAGUUCAGUUAACAGCCACCCUUUGGGCCAUCUGGCUACACCGAAACGACAUCAUUUUUCGUGGCGUGAGUGUAAACCCAAACAGAAUUUUGGAGGUAGCACAGUCACACGUCCAUUCUUGGAAGGAAGCACAGGAAGCAAAACUGAUGCAGCAACAACAUUUAAAUUGGAAACAACCUGGAGAAAUCAACUUGACUAAGAUUUCAAUGUGGAAAGUAGGGAAGUGCAGCAACCUGGGUUUCUUCUCUAUUUUAGUGGAUGCAGCGUGGUACAGAAAGAAGAACUCAAAACAGAAACAAUGGGAAGCAGCUGUAGCAUGGGCAGAAGAUGACAACCAGACCAUUAGCUGUUCAGGCGCCAAGAGGAUCUUUCCACAAGAUGCCUUACAAGCGGAAUGCUACGCAAUCUUGGAGGGAAUCAGAGUUGCUAGUGGGCUUGCGCGCAACGUAAUUCUCAAAACAGACUGCAAGGUAGCUGUGGAGGCAAUACGAAAUGAAAAUCAAGCCCACUCACACAUAGCAACUAUCAUCAGUGACAUUCGCAAGGAAGCAACCAUGCUAGACUUCUUUGUAUGUUUAAAAGUUAGUAGGAAUGCUGUAGUUAAGGCCCAUAAUCGUGCCCAGCAAGAGAGAAAAGGUCUUGGGUUAUAG
This is a messenger RNA of Spinacia oleracea (spinach), 1230 nucleotides long. RefSeq lists its product as uncharacterized. Lineage: Eukaryota; Viridiplantae; Streptophyta; Magnoliopsida; Caryophyllales; Amaranthaceae. Gene Ontology annotation, molecular function: nucleic acid binding; RNA-DNA hybrid ribonuclease activity. The transcript has a single exon. The record is from RefSeq and is a predicted model, not a curated record. Bases 1 to 1230 code for a protein of 409 amino acids.